Messenger RNA from Phragmites australis (common reed), 3061 nucleotides. RefSeq lists its product as uncharacterized. The coding region runs from base 636 to 2333 and encodes 565 amino acids. NCBI's taxonomy places the organism in Eukaryota, Viridiplantae, Streptophyta, Magnoliopsida, Poales, Poaceae. The record is from RefSeq and is a predicted model, not a curated record. The transcript is spliced from 2 exons.
AACUGUUGCAUACACUUGCUUGUUGUAGAUUUAUAGUUUUUCUAGUUAAGAGUUUGCGAAAACUGCAUUUUGAGUGUUUUUCUCAAAACUAUUUGGAUUUUUUGAUCUUCCGAUCAAAAUUUGUAACUUGUGAUCAUAGUUAUGUAAUGAUGCUUGGUUGGCUGAUCACAUUUGACAAAUUAAUCCUCUUGUCCAACCUUUCUCCUUCCACUAAAAUUUUAUUCAGCUCUAAAAUCUGCUGUGACAGCUCCAGGUCCCGGAAUGUCCGGUGUUCACCGGAGUAUCCGGACCUGACACUGUUCACAGACUCAGCGUUAUUUUGUUCUGUUUCCAGUUACCGGACAGUCCGGUGUUCACCGGAGUCUCCGGUAAAAGUGUCAGGACCGGAGUCUCCGGUCUACACCGGAGUUUCCGGUGUCUCCAGAAUUCUAUAUUCUUCCCCAGCCCGAACAGUUACCUCUUUUCAUCUAUUAUCUUGUCCUCUCUCCAAACGACCUUCUCUCCGGCGAUUUUGAGAGGAACUCAAGGAUUUUCAAGUCUUGCUACGAUUAUCUCCUGGAUUCAAGGCGGGAAUCUCCGGAAAUCUCUCUUUCUUAAAAAUCCCCGGAGGAUUUGAGCUCUAAGGUGCUCUUGCAAUGGCCGGAGACCGUUUUGAGAAGGGUCGCACUUUUGAGAGGAAGAAGAAACAAAGAAGUGAUCCCCUCUCUCAAAAAUCAAGUGCUCCUGCCCAAUCAGAAGAUAGUGGAAGCGGCCAUGCCAGUGGUGAAAGAGUUCGCAAAAUAGCCGCAAGUGGUGGUAUUCACAUCGAGGAAGGCAUAGCUGCUGAAAGUAGUGACAGGGACCUUGUGACCCUCUGCCGAACCAAAUCUCAUGCUAUGCGAGGCAGAGAGUCUGCAAGGGGAAAGGGGCAAGCCAGAGUAACUGCAGGAAGAGGUCGAGGAACGAUGCCUUCUACUGAAGAAAGAGGCAAAGGUGCUGCACAAGAUAGCUCAUCUGAAUCCGAGGAUAAUGAAGAAGAUCAAGCUGAUGAAGUCAUUGGUCCCCUAAAGCUUCACAGACCUCGGAGGACAGCUUCUGUUGUUGAUGCUCCAAAAAGGACAGUAAACUACAUGAAGAAUGUAUCAAGGGUUGUUAGUGAAAGGUUAAACAACCCAUAUGAUUUUGAGAAGAAUGUUGCCGAUUAUCGUUUCUGGAAUGACUUUCAGGCAGACUUUUAUGAAACGGUAAUUUUGGCCAAGAAGAAGCCUAUUACUCCCAUGCAAUGGAUUGAUUGGGAUUAUAUGGCCAGGAAGAACAACCCAGUGUUCAACGAAGUGAUUGCAGCCUGUGAGAGCAAAAGGGUGAAAGAUGUUAUGGCUUUCAGAUAUGAUUGGUGCGAGGAGGUUAUUGCCCAAUUCUAUGCCACAGUGUGGUUUGAGGGAUGUGAAAAUCCCAUUAUGCACUGGAUGACAGAGGGAGUCAGAUACAGGAUCAGUUUCAAAGGCUUCGCUCACUACUUCCAUCUAGAUGUCAGAGAUACCUCCAGGGAUCAGAUUCACAAUGAAAAUCAACUGACACUGGAAGAAAUUGGGUUCAUGUAUCUAAAUCAUGGACGAGUUGAGUUUGGGAAACUCACAGGGAUGAGGCCUUUCUAUCGUUGCUUGAAUUCCCUAUUCCGGCUCACCUUGGCACCCAAGAGUGGGGAUGCAACUACAGUUCAAAGUAUCUCCAGAAAUCUCCUUGCAGCCAUGUCAAAUGAUCAUGCUCCGUUCAGUGUGGCUUACUUUCUAUGGGAGGAAAUUGUUUUUACAUCCAAGUCACCUAUAAAAAGUUGUGGAUAUGCCCCUUAUCUCAUGUUUAUCAUUGAAAGGAUAUCCAAAAAGACUUUUGUCAAGGAGAUCAAGCAUGAACCAUACAGAAUGAGGCCGUUGAACAUUCAAGCUCCAUCUCCUUCUCCAUCUCCUCCUCAUGCUCCUCCUAGCUCAAGACCGUUUGCCUCGAGACGUGCUCCUCCUCGAGGGUCUUCCUUCAUCAAGAGUGCUCUCAAAGCAAUUUUCAAGAUUUGCACUCACAAUGCCACUGAAAUCAAGAAUCAAGGUGCUCGCUUAAAGAAAAUGGAGGAUCGUCAGAAACAAAUGUACACAUCCAUGAAUCUCCAACCCCCUUGCUCUCCUAUUGAGUCAGAUGAAGCGGAGAGUGCACCGUUUGAGGUUGAGAACCCUUGGGCAUGGUAUGAUGAAGCUCAAGCAGCAGCCGAAAGCUCUCAACAACAAGCUCAAGACGAUUCCUCUGACGGCAGCGAAGGAAGAGAAGACGUGGAAGACGAUGAUGAGGAAGAUGGUAGCAGCGAGUAGGCUCCUUCUCUCUCUUUUUGGUGCUUGAUGCCAAAGGGGGAGAGAUAGUUAUCCUUUAUCUUAGUUUCCUUAGUUCUUUUUUUUAAAAAAAUCUCUUUCGCUGUUGGACAAUUGGAGUUUGGCUUGUGAUGAACCCUUGUACUAUUUAAUUUCAUAAGACCUUUAUGUUAGUAUGAUGAUUGUUGCUCUUACAUUAGUUUUGUGUGCUCUAUGUCUUUUCAUAAUCUUUUGCUUCCCACUGAUUCUAGGAUAUAGGGGGAGCUCUUGUGUUCCACUUCCUAAAAUAAAUGCAUUGUUGCUUAACUUUGCUUAGAACAAUGCAUACAUUUAGGGGGAGCUUACCAUAUCUUCUAGAAUUUAAAACAUUUUCUUGUAUCCUUAUGUAUCCUUUAAUCGGGUUGUCAUCAAUCACCAAAAAGGGGGAGAUUGAAAGUGCAUCUAGGCCCCCUAAGUGGGUUUUGGCUUAUUAAUGACAAAACGAUUAAAGAACUAACGUGCUUUGUAAGUAUUGAACAGGCAUGAGCAUUAGUUGUGAAGGCAAGUGACGUUUGUCGCCCGUCGAAACAAUUGAAGAUUCAUCGAAGGCUAUUAAAUAGGUCUUAAAUUCUUUUCACUUUUGAAUUUGAGUCUAGGAUAGAUUUUUUCCUAGAGGGAUGUUUUUAUUUUGCUUGAUUAGUGUCUCAAUGCUCAAGAGAACCUUUAGAAUCACCUAAUUGAGAGACACAUUC